AUGUCUGGUACGUUCGUCUCUUUUCAUCAAUGUAACAAUAUUGAACAACAUUACUUCAUUACUCUAGACAAUCUCCAGGUUGUGUCCUUGCCUACCCUUCCGGCCGCCACCUACCCAAGUCAUCAUGGAGGCCAAGGCCACAACUUCAAUGUUACAUUGACCACUGAAAAGGGCCCUUCAUCACAUUCUUCGAGGGAAACCCUCAAAGAAGCCGUGGAGAUCGCACCGACUUCGAAGGUGUGGGAGGGCUACGAAGACGACGAACUGCCCCACAAGACUAACAAUAGAGCAAUCCGGAACCUUCGCCACAAGAUUUUCUCCAUCUACCGUCGCAUCUUCGGCGUCAUCUUCGUCGUCAACCUCUCCAUUUUCAUUGCCACCGCCGUUAGAGGCGCAGAUGCUAACGAUCUGGGUCUCAUCGUCGUCGCCAACUUGUUCUGCGCCAUCUUGAUGAGGCAGGAGUAUGUUGUGAAUAGUUUCUUCGUCGUGUUUGGGAAUAUCCCCAGGUCUUUCCCUCUAUGGAUCCGAAGGUUGUCUGCAAGAGUGUUCCAUAUCGGAGGGAUUCACUCAGGAUGCGCCGUUUCGGGGACGGUCUGGCUCAUUUUGUUCUUGUAUCGAGCAACAUGGGAGCUUUUGAACGACGGACCAACGACUCUACCUACCGUAGUUGUUUCCUAUGUGAUCAUUGCAUUGCUGCUCGUCAUGGUCGUCACCGCAUAUCCACGCUUCCGCCACCUAUACCACAACCACUUCGAAGUCUUCCAUCGUUUCUUUGGAUGGACGGCGACAGCUCUCGUAUGGUGCCAGGUACUUUUGUUGGUGAAUGAUUAUAGACCAGCAGAACAAAGCCUCGGACAAGCUGCCCUGCACGCUGUCCCAUUCUGGAUGAUUCUGAUCAUCACAGUUUCCAUCAUAUUGCCGUGGAUCCGACUUCGAAAGUUCGAGGUUCGCUCCACUGUGCUUUCUGACCAUGCUGUUUUGCUCCGAUUGAACUACGUGACGCCGGGCCCGGGUUCCUUCACUCGCAUGUCCCUAAGCCCGCUCACGGAAUGGCACACCUUCGCUACCAUUGCAGGACCACCAGAAGCUAAAGAACCACGAGGGUACUCUGCCAUCGUCUCCCGCGCAGGCGACUGGACAUCAGCGCUGAUCGCCAACCCACCCACGCGCAUUUGGAUCCGAGGACUUCCGACAUAUGGAUUCAUGUACCUCGUCCCGAUGUUCAGGAGGGUACUAAUCGUGGCGACGGGCUCGGGAAUCGCACCGUGUACGAGUCAUUUGUUGAAGAAGAAGAUCCCGUUGAGGUUGCUUUGGGUUGCGCCGAAUAUUCAGAAGACGUACGGGAGCGAAUUUGUGGAUACGGUUUUGGGGGCGGAGCCAGGUGCUGUCGUAUACGACACUCGGGAACAUGGAAAACCGGACGUCGUGAAACUGACUUAUCGCAUGGUCCGCGAGUUUGACGCGGAGGCCGUCUUUAUCGUCUCCAAUCCGAAGCUGACACAGAAGGUGGUGUAUGGACUAAUGAGUAGAGGUAUUCCGGCGUUUGGAGCGAUCUGGGAUUCUUAA
Molecule: messenger RNA, 1566 nt
Organism: Stereum hirsutum FP-91666 SS1
Lineage: Eukaryota; Fungi; Basidiomycota; Agaricomycetes; Russulales; Stereaceae
Exons: 7
Coding region: 1-1566 (521 amino acids)
Source: RefSeq, a predicted model, not a curated record